Exophiala aquamarina CBS 119918 is the source of this 1674-nucleotide messenger RNA. RefSeq lists its product as uncharacterized. Gene Ontology annotation, biological process: transmembrane transport. The record is from RefSeq and is a predicted model, not a curated record. NCBI's taxonomy places the organism in Eukaryota, Fungi, Ascomycota, Eurotiomycetes, Chaetothyriales, Herpotrichiellaceae. The transcript has 3 exons. Gene Ontology annotation, molecular function: transmembrane transporter activity. Bases 1 to 1674 code for a protein of 557 amino acids.
AUGACAGACGCAACGACAGAGACCGGUGACGAGAAAUCAAAGGAGGUUCAAGAUGUCGAUGACCACCCUCUCGAACCGUCUGAGAGCCGGGCCGAAAGCUAUCCAACUGGGAUCAAACUAGUUUUGAUUCUCCUCAGUAUCUACUUGUCUGUCUUUUUGGUCGCCCUCGAUAGAACUAUCAUCGCGACGGCCCUCCCAAAGAUUACAGAUCAAUUCCAAAGCUUUGGCGACGUGGGCUGGUACAACGCUGGGUUUUUGCUCCCAACCACAGCACUUCAGCUUUUCUUCGGACGUCUGUAUACAUUCUACCCACCCAAAUGGCUCUUCAUCGGUGAGGUUGUUAUUUUCGAACUAGGCUCAGCGAUAUGUGGCGCCGCACCGAACUCAGUCGCGUUCAUCUGGGGGAGAGCAGUGGCAGGUCUUGGGGCAGCUGGCCUGUUCAACGGCGCCUUGAUUAUGUUGAUGUACUGCUCACCUCUAGAAAAGAGACCCUUUUAUAUGGGCCUCAUUGGAGCCAUCUUCGGCGUGGCCUCCGUGGCUGGUCCUCUCGUUGGAGGUGUGUUCACAACCAGGGUCUCUUGGCGGUGGUGUUUUUACAUCAAUCUACCUAUCGGCGCUCUCGUUCUAGCGUUUUUGUUCCGAUUCGUGGAAGAUCUUCCACCCGCGCUCGGCGACCUGCCGUUCAAGGAGAAACUCUCGAGGAUUGACAUUCCCGGUACCCUGGUCUUCAUCCCAUGCAUGGUCUGUCUUCUUCUAGCACUGCAAUGGGGAGGUCAACAAUACGAAUGGUCUGCUGGUCGCAUCAUCGCCCUGCUCGUUUUGUUUGGGGUUCUUUUCAUCACUUUUGUUGUGAUACAAGUCAUCCGGCAAGAAGCGGGCACAGUACCACCUCGGAUUGCGAAACAACGGACUAUUGUCUCCGCCGGAUUCUACGCCUUCUGUCUCGGGUCAUCCUUCUUUAUUAUAGUCUAUUAUCUAUCUAUCUGGUUCCAGGCGGUCAAAGGUGAUUCAGCCAUUAGGUCUGGAUAUUCAACCCUGCCUUUCAUCCUCGCCCUUGUCAUUGCGUCCAUAAUGUCUGGGAUUUUUGUCACCAAGAUCGGAUACUACAAUCCCUCAAUUCUGGCAGGUGGAUUCUUGGCCCCUAUUGGUGCUGGCUUGUUUACACUUCUCAAACCUGACACUGCGCAUCCCUUCUGGAUAGGGGUCCAGGUCCUGUAUGGUUUCGGGACGGGCCUCGGGCUGCAGCAAACCUCUAUUGCUGCGCAGGCUGUCCUGGAUAAGAAAGAUGCGCCGACAGGAGUUUCAUUGGUUUUCUUCUGUCAGGGUAUAGGGGGCACGAUAUCUGUUGCUGUAGCCCAGAACGUUCUCGACAGUAAACUCAUAUCGGGGUUCAAGAGCAUCAGCGAUAUCAGCCCACAUGAUGUGGUCAACACUGGAGCCACGGAACUGAGGCACGUUUUCUCUCCAGAAGCAUUACCGGAGGUUCUGCAGGUGUACAACCAUGCUUUAACGAUUGUUUUCUACAUCGCAGUUGCGUUUUCUUGUGCCGCCGUCUUUGGAGGGCUCGGCAUGGAAUGGAAGAGCUUGAAGAAGGACAAGGCUAAGGCUAAGCAAGUAAAGAAGGCCGACGAAACAACCCCUGCUCAAUCCAACGUCUCGGCUGAGGAGGCUUAG